AUGUUGCUUCUGCCACGAGGACAGCCUGGUCGUAAAUUUUGUUCCGUGAAGCAGAAGCGUCCUUGCCCGUGGAGCGGCGGAACGGGGCCGGCAUCCGGGCCCGGUACCGGUCUCGGCCGGCGACGAGCUUGUGGACCCACUUCACCGUGUCCGCGACGGAGCCUAGGACCGAAAUGA
Messenger RNA from Colletotrichum siamense, 177 nucleotides. RefSeq lists its product as uncharacterized. Lineage: Eukaryota; Fungi; Ascomycota; Sordariomycetes; Glomerellales; Glomerellaceae. Bases 1 to 177 code for a protein of 58 amino acids. The transcript has a single exon. The record is from RefSeq and is a predicted model, not a curated record.